Molecule: messenger RNA, 2146 nt
Organism: Talpa occidentalis (Iberian mole)
Lineage: Eukaryota; Metazoa; Chordata; Mammalia; Eulipotyphla; Talpidae
Product: sialic acid-binding Ig-like lectin 12
Exons: 8
Coding region: 3-1073 (356 amino acids)
Biological process (GO): cell adhesion
Cellular component (GO): plasma membrane
Molecular function (GO): sialic acid binding
Source: RefSeq, a predicted model, not a curated record
UGAUGCCCAGAUCCUUGACUCUCCCUGUGAUGCUGCCCCAGCUGCUGCUGCCCCUGCUGUGGGCAGCUCAUGUGGUGCAGAAGGAGACCCGGGGGCGAUUCCACCUGCUGGGGGACCCCGGGACCUACAGCUGCUCCCUGGACAUCAGAGACGCGCGGAGAGAGGACACGGGGACCUACUACUUCAGGGUGGAGACACAGAGUUAUGUGUUAUAUGAGUUUAUGAACCACCAGCUCUCUGUACUGGUGACAGCGCUGACCCACAGGCCGGACAUCUACCUCCAGGGGCCCCUCCAGUCUGGCCGGCCCAGGAAAAUCACCUGUGUGGUGCCCUGGGCCUGCAAGAGGGGAACACGACCCACCUUCUCCUGGAUGGGGGUUGGCUUAACUGCCACGGGCACCAACUCCCCGGUGCUCACCCUCAGCCCGGGGCCCCAGCACCACGGCUCCAACCUCACCUGCCGGGUGACCUUCCCCGCAGUGAACGUGAGCACAGAGACCACCGUCCGGCGCAGCGUGGCCUAUGCGCCCCAGAACCUGACCAUCCAGGUGAUCAGGGAAGAAGGCUCAGAACCUGAAGCCCUGGGCAACGGCUCCUCUUUCCCGGUGCAGGAGGGCCAGUCCCUGCGCCUGGCCUGUGUGGUCCACAGCAGCCCUCCUGCCAUGCUGAGCUGGUUCCAGGGGACCCUGAGCGUCAAGUCCUCUCCAAGUCUCAACCUCGGUCCACAAGGAGCCAGGACGUGGGUGGUUCUGGGGGCCAUUGGGGGAGCAGGAGUCUCCGCCCUGCUCGUGCUCUGCCUGGUCUUCUUCAUAGUGAGGAGCUGCAAGAAGAAAGGGAUGGAGGCAGCAGCGAGCAGGCUGGGCCCCCAGGCCGCAGGGAGAACCCCCGGGGGUCACAAGGGCAGACCCUGGGCUGACAGCCCCCUGCAUACCCGGGGCCCGGCGGCGACCCCCUCAGAGGAGGAGCAGGAGCUGCAUUACGCCAACCUCGGGCUCCCCAAGGCGAAUCCCAGGGCCUUUCUGGUCCAGGAGGCCUCCGAGUACGCCCAGAUCAAAGGAGCCGCCCUCUCCUGACCCUCUCCCGAUGCUGGAGCCCCAAAAAGGCCUCUCUGAGGACAGCGGGUCCUGCGUUCCCUGCAGAGCUGCCGCCUCAGCGAGGUCAGAAAGGCGAGCUCGGGGCUCCUGGGACCGAUGGAGCCGGAGCUCCCGGGUCACGCCCAGCCCAGCCGCUUAGACACGCGUCCCCGUCACUCUCCGGCCUCAGCUCCCUCCGCUGUAAAGUGGGCGCAUGUGCACAAGGCGGGCAAUGCACCCCAUGUUGCCGACUGGUCAGCUCCCCCCUCCCCCGCGGCCCUUCUGCUUGGCUAUUUUAGAAGCGCGUUAUUUCACAAUGUGAAACUAUUUCCAUGUUUUUUGUGUGUGUUUACAAGAACUGGGUGUAGGCCACAGAUGCGGGCAUCAGAGGACUCACCAGAGACAGAGUGGGGAGCAGAACAGGCGGAUCCACUGAAAUACACUGCUGAGGGGAGCAGCGGGGAGACAGGAGAGGGCUGCUGUGUGAUGUGGGUCAGCUCCGUGGCCAGGGUUCCAUCUGAGGCCCAGGCCCACACAGUGGGCCUUCCCAGUGGUAGCACUGAGCCUUUAACCCCUACUAUACCAGGGAGGCCCCCGUGAAUCUGUUUCUCAUAGUAACUAUCUGGGGGAAUCAUGUUUCCUAAUGCAACUAAACAUGCACAGAAACUCCCAGGCUGGGCUCUGAGACCACCGCAUUGUCUAAAAGGUCAGAAGUAGGAGUGAGACAUGCAGUGUCCCUAACUGAAGUGAGUCCCUCAGACAGGCCAGAGCCCCGUGAGCUGGGAUAGGAGGGCCUAGUCUACCUCCAGAGUGAGGAGAAAUAGGGUGAAAAGCACAGACGGUGACCAGGGAGCAGGCCAGGCCCCCAGGCCGCAGGGAGACCCCCGAAGUGAGCUACCCACAUGGCAGGGCAGACCUCUCCUGACUGCCUGCUGCUCCCCUCAGCAGCAUAUUUCAGUCAGUCUGCCUGUUCUGCUCCCCACUCUCUCUCUGGUGAGUCCUCUCACCACCCCCACCUCUGGCCUGUACCCCAGUUCUUGUAUGCAUAAAUAAAUAAAUCUUCAAACAAAAAG